This is a messenger RNA of Protomyces lactucae-debilis, 937 nucleotides long. RefSeq names its product DNA-binding protein. Bases 376 to 879 code for a protein of 167 amino acids. Gene Ontology annotation, cellular component: zeta DNA polymerase complex. The record is from RefSeq and is a predicted model, not a curated record. The transcript is spliced from 2 exons. Lineage: Eukaryota; Fungi; Ascomycota; Taphrinomycetes; Taphrinales; Protomycetaceae.
UGGAAGAGCUGAUGGAGCUUGUUGCGCUUCUCGUCAACACGGUCUGGUCUCAGGAAAGAAGUGCCGGCGACUCAGUUUAAGAACGUCCAGGCUGUCCUUACCCCUAGGGUCUAGAUGCGAGCUGAGAAUAGAAGUCUUGCGAGCAGGAGUCAAAACCUCGCAAAUAUGCCAACAGUGCACAUGAUUUGUAGCAAAUAUUCGUGAGUGCAAGUACGCUCCAUAUGGUCGAGGUGGCCUCCAUUUCAGGGGCAUCUGAAUAUCACACACGUGGACCGCGGCACAGUACUGACAGGACACACAUACCUCCAUCCAUAGGACGAGUCGCGAGUAUUCUUCGAUGUACGCUUGAUAUCCGGCUUGAGUACAAGUUUAAAUAUGCCGCCAACCACAGGCAUGACUAUGUUUAAUUUGUGCAAGCAGUACGCAGACUUCCUUGUCAUUGCGCUACAUACAAUUUGCUAUACACGCUCUCUCUAUGACAAACGCUACUUUGACAAAGCGCGCGUCUACAGCUGUGCUGUACCUCGAUGCAAACAUCCAGUGCUUGUAGACUACAUCAAUGAUUUGGUGGCAAGCAUAGCAGAAGAACUCAGACGAUGCACAGUCUCGCGCAUCAAUGUCGUCAUUCUCUCAAAGACAGAGCAAGCCUAUGAACGCUUCAUCUUUGAUGUUGCCAAUUUGCCUAUUGUAGCGCCAGAAGACUUGCAUGUGCCUUUUGCGGGGACUUCAGAUGAACCUGGUCAGCUGGACGCUCAGUUCCGAGCAUCAAUCGUCAAGCUGUCCAUGGCAGAGACGCGACUCGGACCAUUGCCACCGAAUUGUACAUUCGGCGUUUCGAUUGACCUGAGGAACGAAAGCAUGCCUCAAACAACGAAGUAAGCGCCGGACAAACACUUGUGCCGCUGAGACGCAUCACCUAUGGGCCCAUCAAGCUCAA